This is a messenger RNA of Pleurotus ostreatus (oyster mushroom), 216 nucleotides long. RefSeq lists its product as uncharacterized. NCBI's taxonomy places the organism in Eukaryota, Fungi, Basidiomycota, Agaricomycetes, Agaricales, Pleurotaceae. The coding region runs from base 1 to 216 and encodes 71 amino acids. The record is from RefSeq and is a predicted model, not a curated record. The transcript has 2 exons.
AUGGGGCACGCCAUGGUUGCCGUUGGCCCCUUCCCCGCAGACAACAUCAUUGAUAUCGUCUCCAACAUCGCAGGAUCCCCGAUCAAGAGCCUCUCCGUGCAGUGCUACGAAGACGACAUCAUAGAAAUCUGCUCCAUCCUCCAUGCGACGUUAGCUGUCAACGACAAUGACAAUAAUGAUACACUAUCUAGCAGUAGCAACGAACAAUCCACAUAA